GAUGUAACCGAAGGGACCGAUACCUAAGACUACAGUUCCCAGAGUUCACAUUCUUCUCCGCGUCAAACUAUAUCGGUCUCUCUUACUGCUAGCAGCAGUCACAUCGAACUCCUUGUAAACAUUCAAAUAAAACCUAGUGAGCAUAAUUUUACUCCACUCGUCACCCCCUAAAUUUAGUCAAAUGCUUGUCAGCGUUGCUUCAGACUGUGCUCUUUGUGUACCCGCGUAGUUUACAGCAGCAGAGAAGGAAGAGGAGGAUGGAGAACGCUGAUGGGACACACCGGUCUGAAACAUGCUAACAUGAUAGAGGUGCCAUAUGGGGCCAGUGUGGUAUCCAAACGUUUCUCUCACAGUGAUGUGGGGGAGCUGUACAAAAACGAGUCAGUUCAGGUGUAUCUCCAGCAGCUCAUGAAGGAGUACGAAGACCUGAGCAAGCAGCUACAGCACGCAUCCCUCAGCGAGUCAGAUAGAAAAGUGCUCAUAAAGAAACACACUGAGCUGCUGCCUCUGGCCAGUGUGUUUGGGAGUAUUGAACAAGCCCAGAAAGAGCGAGAGGUCAGUUCACUUCUAAAAACUGGCACCAAAGAUGAAGAGAAACAUCUGGCCCAGCUGCUAAAAGAGGAGGAAGCACAAAUCUCCAGCAAGAUUUGGCCUUGAAAAAGAUGUAAGAACACAAAACUAAUCAAAGCUCUUAUCCCCACUGAUCCUCUUGACCCAAGUGAUGUUCUGCUGGAGGUCGUAUCAGGGCGGACAACAGGAGGUGACAUCUGUCAGCAGUUUACCAAAGAAAUGUUUGACAUGUACCAGGGUUUUGUAUUUUACAAAGACUGGGACUUUGAGGUGUUGAACUACACACCUGCAGAGUAUGGUGGUCUGCACCAUGCAGCAGUCAGAAUAGCCGGGGAGAACGUGUACAGGCACCUGAAGCAUGAAGGAGGAACACAUCGGGUUCAAAGGAUCCCUGAGGUGGGCCUCUCCUCCAGGAUGCAGCGGAUCCACACAGGGACCAUGACCGUCAUCAUCCUGCCUCAGCCAGUGGAGUUUGAAGUCCACAUCGAUCCAAAGGACCUUAGAAUCGACACAUUCAGAUCUCGUGGUGCUGGGGGUCAAAGUGUCAACACAACAGACAGUGCAGUGCGCAUAGUUCAUCUUCCGACGGGUAUAACUGCAGAGUGUCAGCAGACUCGAUCUCAGCUGCAAAACAAAGAAACUGCCCUGCGCAUGCUGAGAGCCAGGCUCUACCAAAGCAUGAUGGGUAAAGAGACUAAACAGAGAAAUACAGCACGAAAGCAGCAGGUGGGCACGCGCUCCCAGUCAGAGAGGAUUCGCACCUAUAACUUCAGUCAGGACCGUGUCACAGAUCACCGCACAGGAUAUACAACUAGGGAUAUUAAGGAGUUUAUGAGAGGUGGGGAGGCUCUCGAUGAUCUGAUCUCUGAUGUACUUGAACACACAGAGAAGCAGGCUCUUCUGGAGGUGGCGGUGAGCAGCAGCAGACUGAGGCAAACAGCAACUCAUUAAGUAUAAAAUAUGCAUAAUGCUAGAUGUGUUUCGCCACACGUUUUUCUAUUAUUUGCGCAAUUUAUUGCAAAGAUACCGUGUAAGACAAACUGCAAGUGU
Archocentrus centrarchus (flier cichlid) is the source of this 1620-nucleotide messenger RNA. Its product is annotated as peptide chain release factor 1, mitochondrial. Gene Ontology annotation, cellular component: mitochondrion. Gene Ontology annotation, biological process: mitochondrial translational termination. NCBI's taxonomy places the organism in Eukaryota, Metazoa, Chordata, Actinopteri, Cichliformes, Cichlidae. The record is from RefSeq and is a predicted model, not a curated record. Gene Ontology annotation, molecular function: translation release factor activity.